UUCAAAUUCAAACCUAACUAUGUCCACUAAGCAAAAGCCUUACUCCAAAAACACUUAUGUAGAUCCUACAACUAUCCCUCCUCUUCCAACAGAUGUAAUGGCUGACCUGACAGAUGCUUUCAACUACUACAAGAAGGAAUCUGAGUCAACAAUCACAUUUACAGAGUUCAAAAAUAUUCUCCACAACUUUGGCUUCCAUAAGACCACGAAGAAUGAUCUAGAAACUCAGCUGCAGGAUAGACACAGGAUAAAUUUUAAAGAACAAAAACAUUUUACAUUUGACGAUUGUGUCACUGUUGUAGGUUACAAGCUCACUAAAGGUGAUGGUAGAGAAGAAGAAGCAAAGGAAUGCUAUAAAUUGUUUGAUAAGAAGGAUAGGUCCCAUGUUAAUGUUAAUGACAUUAAGCUCGUAUUUGGUACUUAUUUGAAGCCAACAGCUACUGAUGAAGAGAUUAAGGAGCUAGUUGAGUUCGCAGACCAAGGAAAUAUGGGCCAUAUCACUCAAAGAGAUUUCAUUAAGUUUUAUAAUUCUUAA
Messenger RNA from Moneuplotes crassus, 535 nucleotides. Lineage: Eukaryota; Ciliophora; Spirotrichea; Euplotida; Euplotidae. The record is from the annotation of a GenBank genome assembly.